AUGUGGCUGCUCAGCGAGAUGUGGAACGCGAGCAUGGAGCCCAGCGUCAUCUUCAGCUACAACGCUGGGAUCAGCGCAUGCGAGAAAAGCGAGCAGUGGCAGAGGGCUCUGUCGCUGAUCAGCGAAAUGUGGGAGGUGAAAAUGGAGCCCGACGUCAGCUACAACACAGGGAUCAGCGCGUGCGAGAAAGGCGAGCAGUGGCUGUGGUCCCUGGCGAUAUUCAGAGAUAUGCGGGAGGCGAAGCUGGAGCCCGAUGUCACUUUCAUCUCAGCUACAACGCUGGGAUCAGCGCGUGCGGGAAAAGCAAGCAGUGGCAGCGGGCGCUAG
Prorocentrum cordatum is the source of this 327-nucleotide messenger RNA. Lineage: Eukaryota; Dinophyceae; Prorocentrales; Prorocentraceae. The record is from the annotation of a GenBank genome assembly.